This is a messenger RNA of Neltuma alba, 1357 nucleotides long. RefSeq names its product cinnamoyl-CoA reductase 1. The transcript has 6 exons. Gene Ontology annotation, molecular function: oxidoreductase activity, acting on the CH-OH group of donors, NAD or NADP as acceptor. NCBI's taxonomy places the organism in Eukaryota, Viridiplantae, Streptophyta, Magnoliopsida, Fabales, Fabaceae. The coding region runs from base 70 to 1029 and encodes 319 amino acids. The record is from RefSeq and is a predicted model, not a curated record.
AUCUUUCUCCACAAGUCGGAAUAUAAUGCUGCGCUGCCAGUUAAGCGUUGAGCAUCCAAGACCGACGGCAUGUCGAAGGUAGUGUGCGUCACCGGCGGCAGUGGCUGCAUUGGCUCAUGGCUCGUCCAUCUUCUUCUUGAACGUGGCUACACUGUACACGCCACCGUUAAAGAUCUCAAUGAUGAUUCUGAAACCAAGCACCUUCAAGGCUUUGAAGGCGCUGACACUCGCCUCCGUCUCUUCCAGAUCGACCUCCUCGAUUACAAUUCCAUUGUCGCCGCCGUCGCUGGCUGCGCUGGUGUUUUCCAUCUCGCUUCUCCCUGCAUCGUCGACCAAGUUCAAGAUCCUGAGAAAGAGCUGCUGGACCCUGCUAUUAAAGGCACAAACAAUGUGCUCACGGCGGCUAAGGAAGCUGGGGUGAGCCGUGUCGUGGUAACUUCAUCGAUCUCUUCCAUUACUCCGAGCCCUAAGUGGCCAUCUGAUGUUAUCAAGAAUGAAGAUUGCUGGGCCGAUAUUGAAUACUGCAAGGAAAACCAAUUAUGGUAUCCGGUGUCAAAAACAUUGGCUGAGAAAUCUGCUUGGGAAUUUGCCAAGGAGAAGGGUUUGGACGUCGUGGUGGUCAAUCCGGGCACUGUCAUGGGUCCUGUGAUUUCUCCAAAACUUAAUGCAAGCAUGAUAAUGCUUGUACGUCUACUUCAAGGCUGCAAUGAAACAUAUCAGGACUUCUUUAUGGGAUCAGUCCACUUUAAAGAUGUAGCCUUAGCUCACAUUUUGGUGUAUGAGAAUAAAGCAGCAUCUGGUAGACAUUUGUGCGUUGAAGCCAUAUCUCACUAUGGUGACUUUGUAGCAAAGGUCGCUGAACUUUAUCCAGAGUAUAAUGUGCCUCGCUUGCCUCGAGAUACCCAACCAGGGUUGUUGAGAGCAAAAGAUGCGUCCAGGAAACUGAUGGAUUUGGGUUUGAAGUUCAUUCCAAUGGAGCAAAUAAUCAAGGAAGCCGUGGAGGACUUGAAGAGCAAGGGGUUCAUUUGAUCAUUUAAUUGCAAAUGAGUAUGAGUACUUAUGGGCUGCGGGCUUAUGGCAUGGGUAAUUUAUGAACAAUUAUGUACAAUUGGUUGAUAGCUCAUGUAGCUUAAUUGGUGAGGAGUAAUGUUAACUAAAAUAAUGCACAACUAUUUACUCACUAGCUCUGCAAAAUUAAGUUGAACCCUUUGGCCCUAUUUGGUACGCAGAAUCAGGAGGUUGAGAUUGGGAUUGGGUUAGGGAAUGAGAUAAAUUGUGUUGUUUGGUUUGUGGGAUCGAAGAUGACUUGAGAUUGGACAGUGCCACAUAAAUGGUUUCAGUUUUUGCGCCACUUUCA